CAUUAAAUCGGAAUGCCAGAACCUACAAAUGAUAUAAAAAAAUAAAAAAAAAAUAUUUUUUUAUUAUUUUCAUUUCAUUACAGUAAAUCGGAAUGCUUGGAAUAAAAAAAACUUUUGUUUUCUUCAACACCAGCAUACUGAUAUUUAUUAAAUCGGAAAAAAUUGAAAUUCUUUUAUCAAUUCCCAAUUUAAACCAUAGAGCAAUAAAAGAGAAAUAUUUUGUUUUGAGAAAAAAAAAGGUUAAAAGGUUUAAUAUUUAUCCAAAAGAAGCAAAAAAAAAGUAAUCUUAAAGCUAAAAUUAUACUUUUAAUACAAUA
Messenger RNA from Rhizophagus irregularis DAOM 181602=DAOM 197198, 317 nucleotides. NCBI's taxonomy places the organism in Eukaryota, Fungi, Glomeromycota, Glomeromycetes, Glomerales, Glomeraceae. The record is from RefSeq and is a predicted model, not a curated record.